AUGGAUAGGUGUACACACAAAGGCACUGAACUAUGGUCUUUUUCAUCGGAAAAAGUCUCCCCUCGUGCAUGCCUGCAUCACACUUGCACACCCGUGCUCUGUUCUGCUGCCAAAGUGACUCGACUGGAAGAAGCUCGAAUGGAGCAGCACGCUUUUUCGCCUGCCUACACGCUUGGCGAGUCUGCGAUCCGUCAUUCCGCCUGUUACGGACACAAUUUCGCUUUCAACCCUCUCCUUCAUAUCCACCCCUCUCAGCUUUCCUCAGUCUAG
Molecule: messenger RNA, 270 nt
Organism: Protopolystoma xenopodis
Lineage: Eukaryota; Metazoa; Platyhelminthes; Monogenea; Polystomatidea; Polystomatidae
Source: the annotation of a GenBank genome assembly